GCUGAGCUGCUGCUGCUGCUGACCACAGCGUUUUGUCUCCCUUCAUUCAUUCAUUCAUUACACCAACAUCGUAUGAAUCUCUCUGGUGAAAAUCACAAGUAAAUCUCUUCUAUCAAACAGCCAUGAGUAAGAGAAAAGCUCCACAGGAAACUUUAAAUGAAGGAAUCACUGAUUUUCUCAUCGAAUUGGCCAACUAUGAAAAGAAUGUAAACAGAGCCAUCCACAAGUACAAUGCCUACAGGAAAGCCGCCUCUGUGAUUGCUAAAUACCCGUCCAAGAUUAAAAAUGGCACUGAAGCUAAAAAACUGGAUGGAGUUGGUGCGAAGAUUGCUGAAAAAAUUGAUGAGUUUUUAACCACUGGGAAGCUGCGCAAACUGGAAAAGAUUCGCAAUGAUGACACCAGCUCCUCUAUCAACUUUUUGACUAGAGUAACUGGAAUCGGACCAGCUGCUGCUCGGAAAUUCUAUGAGGAAGGCGUUAAGAGUCUGGACGAUCUGCGCAAGAUCGAGCACAAGCUGAAUCACCAUCAGCAGAUUGGCUUAAAGUACUUUGAAGAAUUUGAGAAAAGAAUUCCACGCUCAGAAAUGGAACAAAUGGAGGCGCUGAUAGUGCAAGAGUUAGAAGAGUUGGAUCCAGUGUACAUCGGCACUAUCUGUGGCAGCUACAGACGAGGAGCAGGGUCGAGUGGUGAUAUUGAUAUCCUGCUAACCCACCCCAAGUUUACCUCCGAAUCUGAGAAACAACCGAAACUGCUUCACGCUGUGGUGGAGCACCUCGAGUCUAUCGGCUUCAUUACAGACACUCUGUCUAAAGGAGAUACCAAAUUCAUGGGUGUGUGUCAGCUGCAGAGAAACGAUGAGGAUGAAAACGAUCAUGAUCACAGGCGUAUUGAUAUCAGGUUAAUUCCUAAAGAUCAGUAUUACUGUGGUGUGCUUUACUUCACCGGGAGUGAUAUAUUCAAUAAGAAUAUGAGGACUCUUGCUCUGGAAAAGGGUUUCACCCUCAACGAGUACACCAUCCGUCCAUUAGGAGUCACUGGUAUGCCUGGAGAGCCCUUACUGGUGGACAGUGAGAAGGACAUAUUUGACUACAUCCACAUGAAAUAUAAAGAGCCGAAGGACCGCAGUGAAUGAAAACCUCACUGUUUAUCUCGAACAUGCUUUAGUCUCUUUGUCCUCUUAGACAUAAUACAAGAGCGUCGUCUCUGUGUUUGUGUGGGGACGAGGGGCAACUCUAUAAAACAGAAGAACAUUUAAGGAUAAAGUUUUGAGUUUAAUGUUUUUAUUACAUUUUAUUUGUAAAAUAAAGAAAAUAAGGGGGUAGUGAUUAUGAUUGACCAGGGACUGAAUGUAGUCCUUAAAAAAAGUGUUAAACAAUACGAGCAGGAACCUUUAGUCAUUUAGACGUAAUAUUAUUAUAUUAUUUUGGGGGAGUGCUCAUGGGGAACUACUAUGUUUUUAAGGGUUUUUGUCAUUUUUAUGGUGCUUGAUCAUGGACAAAGUCUAUUGAUAAUAAUGGUAAUGGAAACACUCAUGUUCAGACUUUUUAUGUAUACGUUACAACUCUAAAGUAAUGUUAGACUUUUUAUGGUUUAGUUUCUGUUUAUUUGUAUUUAUUAUUUAGGAUUGUGCAUUGAUGGUGCUUUGCUGGUUUGAAUGUGGAUGUGCUGUAAAUAAACUA
Trichomycterus rosablanca is the source of this 1680-nucleotide messenger RNA. RefSeq names its product polymerase (DNA directed), beta (gene polb). The transcript is spliced from 14 exons. The coding region runs from base 123 to 1133 and encodes 336 amino acids. The record is from RefSeq and is a predicted model, not a curated record. Gene Ontology annotation, biological process: double-strand break repair via nonhomologous end joining; base-excision repair. Lineage: Eukaryota; Metazoa; Chordata; Actinopteri; Siluriformes; Trichomycteridae. Gene Ontology annotation, molecular function: DNA-directed DNA polymerase activity; DNA binding.